Molecule: messenger RNA, 1815 nt
Organism: Grus americana (Whooping crane)
Lineage: Eukaryota; Metazoa; Chordata; Aves; Gruiformes; Gruidae
Source: the annotation of a RefSeq genome assembly
AUGGAACCAACAUUACUCUUCAAUGUUUCCAUACUCAUUACAAUAACAAUUAUCAUUACACCAAUACUACUCCCACUACUAUCAAAGAAACUCCAAAACUCUCCAACCACCAUUACACACACUGUCAAAACCGCCUUCCUAACCAGCCUCGUACCAACAAUACUAUUCAUACACUCAGGCAUAGAAAGUAUUAUCUCACAUUGAGAAUGAAAAUUCAUCAUAAACUUUAAAAUUCCACUAAGCCUAAAAAUAGACCAAUACUCCACAAUAUUCCUCCCUAUUGCCUUAUUCGUAACAUGAUCCAUCCUUCAAUUCGCAACAUGAUACAUAGCCUCAGAACCAUACAUCACCAAAUUCUUCUCCUAUCUCCUAAUAUUCAUAAUUGCCAUACUAACUCUAACCAUUGCCAACAACAUAUUUCUAUUAUUCAUUGGCUGAGAAGGAGUCGGCAUCAUAUCAUUCCUGCUAAUCGGCUGAUGACAAGGCCGAGCAGAAGCCAAUACAGCUGCACUUCAAGCCGUCCUCUAUAACCGAAUCGGAGACAUCGGACUCAUCUUAAGUAUAGCAUGGCUCGCAUCCUCCAUAAACACCUGAGAAAUCCAACAAACAUUCUCCACCACCCAAACCCCAACACUCCCCUUACUUGGGCUCAUUCUAGCAGCCACAGGAAAAUCAGCCCAAUUUGGACUCCACCCAUGACUACCAGCGGCCAUAGAAGGCCCCACCCCAGUCUCCGCCUUACUUCACUCCAGCACCAUAGUAGUAGCUGGCAUUUUCCUCCUAAUCCGCACACAUCCCUUACUCGCCAAUAACCAAACAGCCCUUUCCCUAUGCCUCUCUCUAGGGGCCCUAUCCACCCUAUUUGCCGCCACAUGUGCCCUCACACAAAACGACAUUAAAAAAAUCAUCGCCUUCUCCACCUCAAGCCAACUAGGGCUAAUAAUAGUUACCAUUGGGCUAAACCUUCCCCAACUAGCCUUCCUUCAUAUUUCAACCCACGCCUUCUUCAAAGCUAUGCUAUUCCUAUGUUCAGGUUCAAUCAUCCACAACCUCAAUGGGGGACAAGAUAUUCGAAAAAUAGGCUGCCUACAAAAAAUACUCCCCACAACUACAUCCUGCCUAACCAUCGGAAACUUGGCCUUAAUAGGAACCCCAUUCCUAGCAGGAUUCUAUUCAAAAGACCUCAUCAUCGAAAAGCUAAACACUUCCUACCUAAACACUUGAGCACUGUUUUUAACAUUACUCGCCACAACAUUCACAGCAACCUACAGCUUAGGUAUAACCCUAUUAGUCCAAACAGGAUACACUCGCAUAAUCACAAUGCCCUCAAUAAACGAAAACAACCCAACAAUCACCAACCCAAUCACCCGUCUCGCCCUGGGUAGCAUCAUAGCCGGACUACUCAUCACAUCUUACAUUACCCCUACAAAAACUCCCCCAAUAACCAUACCCACCCUCACAAAAACUGCAGCCAUCAUCAUCACAAUGCUAGGCAUCAUCCUAGCCCUAGAACUUGCAAACACGACACACACCCUAACCCAACCAAAACAAAACACCUACCUGAACUUCUCCUCCACACUAGGAUACUUCAACUACUUGACACACCGCCUCAGCUCCAUAAAACUGCUAAACAAUGGCCAAAAAAUUGCUUCCCACCUAAUUGACCUAUCCUGAUACAAAAAAAUAGGCCCAGAAGGACUUGCUGACUUACAACUUAUAGCAGCCAAAACUUCAACCACCCUCCAUACUGGACUAAUCAAAACCUACCUAGGAACCUUUGCCCUCUCCAUCCUCAUCAUCAUACUAUCAACAUAA